Messenger RNA from Peromyscus californicus insignis, 5196 nucleotides. Its product is annotated as zinc finger protein 431-like. Gene Ontology annotation, molecular function: DNA-binding transcription factor activity, RNA polymerase II-specific; RNA polymerase II transcription regulatory region sequence-specific DNA binding. The record is from RefSeq and is a predicted model, not a curated record. Lineage: Eukaryota; Metazoa; Chordata; Mammalia; Rodentia; Cricetidae. Bases 2165 to 4015 code for a protein of 616 amino acids. The transcript is spliced from 5 exons. Gene Ontology annotation, biological process: regulation of transcription by RNA polymerase II. Gene Ontology annotation, cellular component: nucleus.
CCUCAGUAGCCAAUCAGGGUCUCCAGAUGGACUGCCAGUCAGAAUGGAAAGAAUACUUCCGGUCCCAUGCUGCAGGCUGCGGGUGAAGGAGGCUCAUCUUGUUCUUUGUGCUGAGCUGUUACUGGCUGCUUGGAGCUGUGAGGAGAAGGGUGAGCUCGGAACCCGCCAUGAUGCUCCCUGUGAUGGAAUGUGAAGAGACAUGACUCCAGCAGUGUCACCUUGGAAGGGAAAGUCGUCUUCAGCCUACCAUGACCUUCUACUUUCUGGUCCUUUUAGCAGUUGUUUACAAGUUGUGACAAUAGUACCACAUGCAACUCGGGCCCAUUCACGAGCUGUCAAUAACUGUCCAGCCAUUAUAUAAUUACCAUUAGCAUGUGACUCCACCUUCUUUUUUCCAAGUUCAGGUAGAAAUGAGUAGCCAUUUUUAGUCUGGAUUCAAAUAUUCUACUCAAGAUAAUGGGCAAGGACUGUUCAAUGUCAUCUCACCUUCUAGAGAUUUAAAUAGAGUAGAUAGUGCAUAAUUAGGUAUUAGAUAUUUUGGUUUUGCUGAAAUAGCACUAGAAAUAGUGAGUGAAACUCAUGCGACUGAGAAAGAAUUGGUAAAUGAAUUUCAUUUUCCUGCUGUAAUGCUAAAUUUAAAUAAAAGGUGAAGUGGGUACCUUUUGGCAGGCCCUGCCAAAGUUUGCUACUAAGCAAACAUGCCACAAAGUUAGUGCAAGAGGUUUAUUGGGGUAGAGGGGAGUGAAAGCAUGAAAGGCCCUCUUGGAGUGGGGAUAUGAGAGAGGCAGACAGACAAGAGGAAGAAGAGAGGAGCAAGAGGCAAGAAAAGAGUAAGAGGCAAGAAAGAAAACAAUGGGCAAGAGAGACAAGAGAGGAAGGAGGAGGCAAGAGAGCCAUGAGACGAGAGUGAGCUGUGCUCUGGCGGGCGCUUUUAAAGGGCCCAUGUGUCAUAUCUGACAGUGGAAAGAUGAGGAUGUAACUACUUUGGUGACAGAGGCAGGCUGCUGCUGCAGCAGAAACAAACAUUCCUCCCUUUUGUUUAUUAUAAAAAGAUGAAAGAGGAAGGCUUAGCUGGUGAGGUGGGAAUGAGGGCACUGUGUUCUCAAGACUGCUUCCUGUUGUCUGGGGACAUUGGCAUAUACGGGAGACCUGAGAAAGCUGAGAUGCAGGCCAAGUCCUGGGAUAGCUGGCUGUUUCACUGACUGUCCACGCUUUGUGGUACUGUCUGGUGCUAGGAAAGUGUAGGCCUGGUUGAAGCAGUUUGUGAGGUUGGACCACUUGGGGCUAGCCACUUUGAAGCUGUCUGGGAUGCAGAUUUUGAGGGGAUCUGGCAGGAUGCUGGCAGAAAAUAAAGUUAAAAAGUUUUAGGGGGGAAUUUUUUUCUUAAGCCCUAGUAAUUGAAGAAAGGGAGUCCUAAGACCAGGAAAAGGUAGGAGAGAUUCCACCCUCAGGAACAGGCAGUAGGUGGGGACACUUAGGCUGUUGAUUGACAGUUCUUAUGUGGAGUUCAUUUACCUGUUUGAGGUAGAUCCAAGCCAACUCCCUGGAGCUUACAAGAACUUUUUGAGUUUACACAAAGAGAUAAGUUUUGGACACAUUAGCAUUCCCACUGUUUGUAAUCUGUACUGAAAUCCACAUUGUAGAUAAGGCAGUAGACUCAUGCCUUUGAGUCAUAGGGGACCCAAAAGUGAUUCUGGUUAAAAGCAUGAACACUUUCCUCUAACCAGAAGACUGAGUGUAUAUAGAUGAGACAGAUGUUUUUAGCACAAUGAGAAACAUUUUUAAGUCUACACUUAAAAAACAACCAAAGGGAAUUUAAAAUCUUAAGUCUGUGACUAUGAUAAAAGUAGUGGUGCUUUGCUAGAGCUAGAUCCAUAGCUUAUCAGAAUUCCAAUGUUCAGACUAAGGACUUUUGGAGCCUUAAUACAACAGAGUAGUGAGGGAAAGAAAUCUGAAACAUGUUUUUUAUACACCUUAAGUCACUUUUUUUUUUAUCACCACUUAAGCUUUUUCAUCCUCAGACCUUUAUAACUUGAAUUUACACACCUUAAAACACCUUAGACCCUAAAACAUUUUCUUAGAUCUUCACAUCUUAAGCUUUCAGUUCCUUACAUAAACUUUACCCCUUAAAACACCUUCUUCUAUCUAAUUCGCCAGGAGACACAUGUGGUUGAUUGCUGCGGCCAAUCAUUAUAAAGAUGCAGUGACCUAUGAAGAUGUGCAUGUGAACUUCACCCAUGAAGAGUGGGCUUUGCUGGAUCCUUCCCAGAAGAGACUCUACAAAGAUGUGAUGCUUGAAACCUACCAGAACCUCACUGAUAUAGGCUACAAAUGGGAAGACCAGAAUAUUGAAGAACAUUGUCAAGGUUCUAGAAGACAUGGAAGGUAUAUCAUCUGUCACUCUGGACACAAAUCAUGUGAUUCUAAGGGAUAUGGAAAGAAGAAAUGCACCUGUCUUUCUCCCAGAAACAUUAGAAAACAUGUAAUAGUUCCCACUAUGGGAAGACAUGGUAAUCCUGAUACAAGUGUACAGUUAGUUGGAUUUCCGACUUCAUUGGGAAUACAUCAAUAUAAGUACCAUGGAGAAAAGCCUUAUAAGUGCAAGGAAUAUGGAAAUUCUUCUGUCUGUCCUGGUUCAUGUUGCACAUGUAGUGUGACUCACACUAAAGGAAAAUGUUACGAAUGCAAUCAGUGUUUUAAAGCUCUGAGUUCUUCCAGUUCUAUUCAAAGAUGUUUAAAAAUUCAUAUGGCAAAAGGAUGCCAUAAACAAGAGCCAUGUACUAAAGAUUUUAACCAUCAUAAGAAUCAUCAAACACACAAAAGAACCCAUAAUGAAGAGACACCCUGUGAACGUAAACAAUGUGAUAAAACAUUUAGACUUCAUUCUACUUUACAAUUACCCCAAAAAACUCAUUUGAAAAUAAAACCCUCUGAAUAUAAUAAAGGCGAGAAAUCCUUUGAAUGUCACAGUCAUCUUCAAGUACCUAAAACUCAUACUGCAAAGAAACAAUAUGAAUGUCAUCAAUGUGGAAAAACUUUUAUACGUCCCAGUCAUCUUAAAAUACAUGAAAGAAUUCAUACUGGUGAGAAACCUUAUAAAUGUAAACAAUGUGAUAAAGCCUUUGUAAGUACUGGUGACCUUCAAAAGCAUGUAAAAAGUCAUACUGGAGAGAAACCUUAUGAAUGUAAGCAAUGUGGUAAAGCCUUUGCACGUAAAAGUCGUCUACACCGUCAUGAAAGAGGUCAUAAUGGAGAGAAACCCUAUGAAUGUCAACAAUGUGGUAAAGCCUUUGCAGAUCCUAGUAAUCUGAAACAACAUAAAAGAAGUCAUACUGGAGAGAAACCCUAUGAAUGUCAUCAAUGUGGUAAAGCCUUCGGAGAUCCCAGUAAUCUUAAACAUCAUAAAAAAAGUCAUACUGGAGUGAAACCCUAUGAAUGUAGUCAAUGUGAUAAAGCCUUUGUAAGUAGUGGUGAUCUCCAAAGGCAUGAAAGGAGGCAUACAGGAGAGAAACCCUAUGUAUGUAAUCAGUGUGGUAAAGCCUUUGCAUACCGCAAUAAUCUUCACCAACAUGAAAGAAGUCAUACAGGAGAGAAACCCUAUGAAUGUAAACAAUGUGGAAAAGCCUUUGCAUAUCUUAGUAAUCUUCAACAGCAUAAAAAAAGUCAUACUGGAGAGAAACCCUAUGAAUGUCAUCAAUGUGGUAAAGCAUUUGCACAUAAAUAUCAUCUUCACAGUCAUGAAAGAACUCAUACUGGAGAGAAACCCUAUGAAUGUAACCAAUGUGGUAAAGCUUUUGCAUACUCCAGUAAUUGUAAAAAACAUGAAAGAAGUCACACUGGAGAGAAAUCCUAUGAAUGUAAUAAAUGUGGUAAAGCCUUUGCACAUCUCAACAGUCUUCAAAAGCAUGAAAUAGAUCAUAUCAGAGAGAAACCCCAUAGAUGUAGUAAAUGUGGCAAAGCUUUUGCAUGUAACAGUCAUCUGCAAAAUCAUGAAAGAAGACAUACUAGAGAAUAAUCCCAUGAAUAAAUGAGGUAAAGCUUUCUAUACUAGGCAAAGACUCUAUCAUUUUGAAGAUCCCAGAACUAUGCGCUAUCCAGCAAGACCAUCAGCAGUGGUGAAGUGGAACCAGUCUGCUUAGAAGAGAAGCUGUAUAUGCUGCAGAGAGCUCAGCCCAAAAAAUGACCCAAGCCCUUUGGAGAAGCCCGGGAGAUUUUUAGUGGAUUUCUGUCAUUGAAUGUGGUAUUAUUCAUAUUGUGGGAGUUUGUUUUCACUUUUUUCAGAUUGUGACUGCCCUGCUUCUUCCUUUUUGAAGGGAGAAGGUAUUUAGUUUAAUUUUGAUUUUUUUUUAUUUUACAUGAGCAAUAGUUGAAAAGCUUUAAACUUUUAAAAAAGGUUUUGGGUUUUCAGUGAGACUGGACAUUUUUAAAAAGAAAUUUUAAUGUUUUUAAAUUUGUAGAAAUUAUGUGAUUUUUAAUAAACUAUUUCUCUUUUAAUGUAAGGUCUUGUAAAUGAAUAAGAAAGGAAAGGUUGAGGCUUCGUUGUGAUAUGUUUGUGUAUCAAGUUGACAAGUUUGAUUCCUAGUACCUACAUCAAAUGGCUCAGAACAGCUUAUAAAGCCUUGUUCUGGAGAUCUGAUGUACUCUUCAGGCUUCCUUGCACACCAGGUAUGGAAGUGGAGCAAAUACAGAUGUAUAUGCAUGCACAUAUGUGUGUUGUAUGACUCCAUAUAUUUAAAAGAGCUUUCUUAAUGUAUAUGUUAUAAAUUUUUUCAAUAAUUAAAAGAAAAUAAGUUUAAUUUUGGUGUAUUGUCAGAACACCAUCUGGGAAAGGAGUCAUUUGAGAAUUCUAAAUGCUUAUGUUAACACUCCAAGCAAACAAGACACAAGUCUUAUGACCUCAUUUUCUUCAAACCAUGAAAUUAUUGUCCUUGGAAUGUAUUUUUGUGCUCCUCCCAGGUGUAGCAGGUAGGUGUGAGUUGACUUCAGAUUACUCAUUAUUGUUUGCUGUUGUGAUUCAGUGAAAUGUUUGAACUGUCCUUUAUAUGCUUGUAUGGAAAAACAUGUUUUUGUCCCAUGUGACUUGUUUUUAAUCAUUGUAUACAGCUUGAACUCAGGAGAACUCUACUCAUAUGACCUUUAUAACCUGCAAAGUAUAAAUUUUCUGGGGCAUGGAAUAAAGUUGACUAUUGUAUGAGA